GACGCCCAGCGUGUCACAAAGAAGCUGCAUGCAAAUCCAAUUAGGAGCGUGGAGCGGCCAAGGCCCGAAGGUGGUGCAGCUCCUGGAUGGAUGCACGGUGGCUCACAAUGGACGGUGGAAGCCACCGAAGCCAGCCACUGACCCAAUUAUGCUAAUACGGUGGCCAAACUCAAAAGCCUUUGACGUCAUGUCAGCUGGAUGCAGGGACGCGGGAUGGCUGGAUGUAUGCCCGGAUGGAUGGAUGCCUGGGAUGUUCCCUCGAACAAUGGCAUGUGGCAAGACCGGCUUACACCUGGAGCAAUAUCCAUUGCUGGAGAAAUUGCGAAAUAUGACAAGAUAAUUGCAUAAAAAAAAGGGUCCUUUGGCACACCUGAGACUUAUUGGCUUGGCUUCGCAUCAAUGGUGGAAUGGAAUCCAGCUUGGACACUCGACUCCCAAUUGCUGUCAAUGCUGUGCGCCAUUCGCCAUUCGCCAUUCGCCAUUUCCGUGCAUAUUAGAAAAUUACCGAAGCUCAAGUCGCACUUCAAAAACCAAGCAAAGGUGACACUGCCAUCCAGCUGGUGCGCAUGUCCCUAGCGUCCUUUAUAUCCAUUCUGUCCCGUCGUCCUGCUCCUUUCGUCGGGCAACAGGUGCUCGCUGCUCGAGCGUGGAGCGUGGUCGGGGUGGCCGAAAGGAUUCGCGUGGAGUUGGGUUUGGUGCGCUGCCCGCGUGGAGCUAUAAAAGCGCACGAUGCGAACAACUUGGCCGUUAGUCGUCACUCCUCCGGCGUGGAACUCGAUCUUCGCCGUGGGAGCAGCUGUAUUCCGUUAGAGCAUAGCCACCAUCAGUUGAAAUGUGUUUGCAAACUAUUUAGCAUCGGUGUAUCCGUAAAAUGUAAGAGCACCCAGAAGGCGGUACUCGAAAAUCAGCCACACAAUGUCGCACCUGGUGAUGAGGCGACGGAUUCUGCUUAUGGUUUUGCUAUUUGCAGGUCCACUACGAAACGCACCUUUCGGCGGUGCACAGGUGGCGAUAGCGACAUCACCAACAACUGCUCGUGACCGUCAAAUUCCGCCGGAGUGGGACCGAAACUGGAAGUUGGAUCCGGACUGGGAUUUCGCUGGAAGCGAGGGCAGGGAGUCGGUCGCGCCGAUGACGUCACGCACCUUGGACAACUUUUACCCUUUCGAUGGCGGAAAUGCCCCGCCGAAAACCAGUGAAACGGAAAUGGAUAACCAAUUCGGAGAUAGCUAUCUCGACCCGUAUCCUACGCUGUUCGGUCGCCAGUGGCACCUCCAGCAUCGCAGCAAGCAGCUGCAGGUGCAGCACAAGUGGCAAUCUCCGGUUCCUCCACUUGCGGAAGUCAAGGCUAAGAGGGAUCCCGCCAACUGGCCACCCGACGACGAGGAGCCACCGCUUACGUACCCCUACGCCUACACCUUGCCCUGGAAACGAAAGGAGGUUCCGGACUCACUCCGAUAUAUGCCCUCGAUCAGUGCUGGAGCCAUGACCAAUCUGGGCGGCUUUUUCAACCGCCUGGAAGCGAACCUGCGCUUCGCGGAGCAAUCGCAACUGGGUGAGUCGGAGACGCGUAUGCUGGAGGGUAAACACCCGCACCCACUGCACCUGCCGCCCGUGCCGCCCGACGCUCCGGAGGAUUCCGAGCAGAAGCAGGAGCACGACCGGAAGACAUCGAAGCUCCUGCAGGCCCUGCGCAGCUACAGGCCCUCCCAGAAGAUCCGAUCGCUGGUGUCGCGCAAUCCGCAGGGAUACCGCGGCUCCCAGUUCAUUGAUCCCAGCUACAUGUGGCUGGGUCUGGGCAAAUGACAGUGAGACCGCCGGAGCAGCAGAAUGGCCCAUCAAUAGUUACCUAAGUAGCUGCAACGAAUGCCGCCCCAAGAUUCGAUUUAAUUUAUGCCCUCUGUGUGUGUAGAAAUAUAUGUUUGAAAGCCU
Messenger RNA from Drosophila melanogaster (fruit fly), 1932 nucleotides. RefSeq lists its product as uncharacterized. The transcript has 3 exons. Lineage: Eukaryota; Metazoa; Arthropoda; Insecta; Diptera; Drosophilidae. Bases 916 to 1806 code for a protein of 296 amino acids. The record is from RefSeq and is marked reviewed.